AUGGAAAGUAUUGAUUUAGAAUCUAUUGAAGAAAACAUAACGGAAUGGUGGGCUCUGAAUUGUCAGAAAAUUGACCGUUUUUCACUCGAAUUUUGUGAAAUCAUCAAAAAUCUUGAGGAAGGUACAUUUGUGCUUAAUUUCAAGAAGAAGGCUUCACCAUGGAUGCUCAAGUACAAUCACAGUUUUUGGUUAGAGGCUGACCAGGAACAAGGUCUUGCUAACCAAAUUAAUCAGCUCAUCAGCCAACAGAAGACUAAUCCUAUUAAUAUUUUGCAACUUUACUUGAAAGUUUUGGACGACCUGACUUAUCAACAAGACCUAAACAGCAUCAUUGGUGAUGCAGACAUGGAGCCAGAUUGAGAAGGAGAAGACCAAGACGGAUGGUCAGAUGAAGAAGAUGCAGCCAUAGAAGUAAGAAAUGAUCAAGAAGAAAAUGUCAAAGAUCAUAUUUCUAAGUAUAAUGCCAGACUAGCCAGUAAGGAAGGUAUCAAGUUGUUCAGACAAUCGAAAAUAACUAAAAGUGCUAUUGAAAUGCAGCAAUUGAUAGAUAAGAACCUCUCUAAAGAUGAUUGCUAUUUGUCUCUCCAGAUAUUUGAACCAUUGAUGAUUAUAAAAGUGACUAUCGAUCUUAACUUCCAACAAUUAUCACCCACAGUUUAUGAGUCAAUAGGAUUCGAGAUGCAUGAGUUGGUAGAAUAUUUGCUUAUUUUUGAGGAUAACAAGCUGCUUAUGUUCAGAGAUGAUCCAAGUUUACCAACUAAAGAUCUUCAAGAGCUACUCAACCUAGGAAUACUAAAGAUUGAGUUUUGCCAACUAGAAAAUAAUUAUUUGCAAGAGAGAUACAAAGCAUAUCUUCAAAUACUGCACGAGAGCUACUUUAACAUGAAAGAUGAUGAAGUUAUAACAGCCCCAGAAACUAAGCCAAUACAUAUCUCAGAGAGUGACAAAAUCAGAAAGGAGCUCUUACAAAUAGGGUUCAGUUCUGCUCAAGCAAACUCUGUAUCAAAAAUAACCAACAACAUUGAUGAAGCUGUGAACUACUUACUUGAUGAAAACCCAUUGCCUGAAGAAACUAAGGAAGAUCAUAAAGAAGAUAUUAUGGUUGAAGAUGGUAGGAUGGUUGAAUGUGACGAUCCUAAGUAUAAAUUGUUUUCCAGCAUUACUACAGAAGACCUUAAGAAAAACCCUGUGCUGAGUUACUUCAAACAUGUCUUGUUCUCACUAGAUAGCAUUCCUGACUACUGAUGCAUCUGCAGAGACAAACUUUCUACUAAGGCAAACACAAUCAGGUGUUGUAACAAAGAACUUUGAGAGUUUUCUUUUGAAGAGUCACAAGGGGUUGCCAUCAUGCCUGAAAUCAAGAAAGAUCCUGAAGUUUUUGCUCUGAACUUGUCUAUCUUCAGUGAAUGUCUCAUGAGUGAACGGGUCCACAAGAUAUUUGAGCCAUUUCCUUCGUUCUUCUUGAAAGACAAAGAGCUGAGAACCAAGAGGGGAUAUCUCGAUAAUGUGAUAAAAGCUAGAAUAGAAGGAGGACAAGCACACGAUGUAAAUGAGAUCAACAAAGAUAUUGACAAAAUUAGAAGGCUGUUUAAGAGAGUUCCAUCUAUUCAAAAAUGAAUUUCCAAGUGCUCAGAUGAUGAAGUUUUACUCUCAAUUUUAGAAAAAGAAGUUAAGAAUACCGAAGAUUCUAUAUUGAUCUAUAAACUUCUUCAGUAUCUGACUACCACGAGCCGUGUCAGUGUGAAGAAACUGAAAGAUAGCCAUAAGUGAAGCGGCUCUUCUAAAAUCGAGGAAUAUAUUUUGUAUAAUAAUGAAGUCCAUGAUGAAAAUCUGUUUCAAAGCAGAAAAUCUGAACUAGGAUCUCUAUGGUCCUUCCACGGUAGCCAGAUUGAAAACUGGUAUAGCAUUCUCCGUAAUGGGCCUAGAAAUUUAUCGGCCACCAAAAUGAUGAAUAACGGUAAAACGCAUGGAGAAGGAAUAUAUUCAACAAAAGAAAUUGAUUUGGCUUUAGUAUACAGCAAUAAGCCCAAGAAAGAUUCCUAUUGUGUUUCAACUAUUCCUCAAAGUUGGAAGCAUAGCACCUGAAAAGAAAAAGUUAUUAUAGGAGUGUUUGAGAUCAUCAGCGAAAAGAAUAUUACAAUAAAAACGGUCAGUAAUCGUGAUUAUAUUAUUUGACCAAACGAUGAAUGUAUCAAGCUUAGAUAUAUCUGGAUAAUUGCCUCAAAUUGCACAGAGAUUCCAAAUAAAAGGAGACUUUCUGAGCAACUAAAUUUCUCAGUGAAAUAUUACUCAACUGUUAAGGAUAUUCAAGAAGAGCUCUUAAAUAACAGAAAGCUCAGACUUAAAGCUUCCUACGAGAGAGCCAAAGCUAGAUAUCAUGAAGAGAUGGUCAUGAGGGAUAAACUCCAAGCCCAGCUUGAUGAGCGUGACAAACUAGAACAAGAUAAGCAGUAUGACGAUAAAAUACAAAAGCUGGAGGCUAGUUUCACAGGAAAAGGCAGUGUCAUUGCUACUAAGAGAAUCCUCAAAGAGUACAAACACUUCCAGACUUCUACUGAUAUUGAGAACUUUGAGAUCAAGUUCAAAGGCGACAACUUCUAUCAGUGGAGUGUGGUGCUAGACAUCCUCAAGUUCGAACUGACUCCUGAACUCAAAGAAGACUUCCAGUGGGUUAGAGAUAAAAGUGGGAUUAACCCGACACUGCAGUUUGAAGUGAUCUUCCCAGCUUCGUUUCCUUUUGAUCCUCCGUUCAUCAGAGUAGUGCAGCCGAUCUUUAAGUUCCGUACUGGCCACGUGACCAUUGGUGGAUCAUUGUGCAUGGAAAGCCUGACUCCAUCAGCUUGGUCAUCAGCAAGAUCGAUUGAAGGGAUUUUCAUAGAAAUCUUGAGCAUAAUACUACAAGGUGAAGCCAGACUGGAUAAGAAGAGACUAGGACGCAGUUACUCAAUUCAAGAGGCAAAAUUAGCAUUUGAAAGAGUAGCAAAGCAUCAUGGAUGGCUCUAAGAAU
This is a messenger RNA of Moneuplotes crassus, 3007 nucleotides long. The record is from the annotation of a GenBank genome assembly. NCBI's taxonomy places the organism in Eukaryota, Ciliophora, Spirotrichea, Euplotida, Euplotidae.